CUGAUAUAAACGUCUAUCUGACACGUCACCUCACAGAACUUAUAUGGAAUAUGAUGAUGGCUGCAGUGCAAAAUGCGUCUCGCCAACUAAUCGAUGACUACUAUGCUGGCGAGGAAUGUGAUAAUACACACUCAUCUCUACACCUUUAUCCCCAUCAUCUGUGGACAAAACUUGUCACUCUACAGAAACACUUUCUGAAUGUUUUUUCCUCAAUCUACUGUUCUCAAAUGAUGUUCAAUUUCUUGAACGUCCUGUGUUUUGGAUCGUUCUGCAUAAAGUACAUUUCUAAUGGGGGCCUGUUCAGUGUUGAGGAUAUGGAAUAUAACGAAAAUCUCUAUUAUGAAAGAUUUCAUACUGAAAUGGGGCUAAGUUUUGUCUACCUAAUGAUAAGUUCUACUAUGGUGGACAAUGCACAAAAAAUGAUUGAAAAAGAAACAAAGAGGAAACUCUUGAUAUGAUUCGAAUAAGCAAAGAGAAGAAUCUUCCUUGUAAU
Nilaparvata lugens (brown planthopper) is the source of this 493-nucleotide messenger RNA. RefSeq lists its product as uncharacterized. The transcript is spliced from 2 exons. Lineage: Eukaryota; Metazoa; Arthropoda; Insecta; Hemiptera; Delphacidae. The coding region runs from base 51 to 458 and encodes 135 amino acids. The record is from RefSeq and is a predicted model, not a curated record.